Sander lucioperca (pikeperch) is the source of this 2579-nucleotide messenger RNA. It is a transcript of the gene mto1, whose product is annotated as mitochondrial tRNA translation optimization 1. Gene Ontology annotation, cellular component: cytosol. Lineage: Eukaryota; Metazoa; Chordata; Actinopteri; Perciformes; Percidae. Gene Ontology annotation, biological process: tRNA methylation; tRNA wobble uridine modification. The record is from RefSeq and is a predicted model, not a curated record. Gene Ontology annotation, molecular function: flavin adenine dinucleotide binding. The transcript is spliced from 13 exons. The coding region runs from base 430 to 2484 and encodes 684 amino acids.
GGUUUCUACUGUACACGUGGCAGUCACCAAACAAAACAUCAACAUCGUUUUGUUUACAAAGUAUUACCUUGAUAUUUAUUAAUUCCACCUUCACCUUUAUCUUUUCAUGUGUAUGUUGCUGUUGCUUGCUUUAUGAUUUCAUUUCAUUCAUGAAUUCAUCAAUGACUUAUUAAAAGAACAGCCAAUGCCUAUAGGCAAACAAACUGACUUGACCUAUUAAAAACAUUGUCAGUGCGUCUAUACACCAGUUAUUACGACUGUAAGCUACAGACAGCAUGGCAGCCUCCAUAAAGAGCGUUGUAGCAGGAGUUUGGUUGUUUUCUCAAGGAUCUUGAUCUUUCCUUGAAUUUUAGUUUCUUCUGACAUCAUUCUGGAAAUUAAACAAAAUACCUCCUUCGUCUUCUGCCAAAGAAAUUGUAUGCAUUCCACAUGUUGACAAAGAAGCUUCCACCCCUGCAGAGUUUUCUGUCACUGGUUUCCAGACGUGGCAGUCACCUUGCCAGACAGCAGUAUGAUGUCAUCGUUGUGGGUGGGGGUCACGCAGGGACAGAGGCGGCGGCGGCGGCAGCCCGAGUGGGAGCAGAGACACUACUGGUCUCACAGAAAAUACAAACCAUUGGUGCUUUGUCCUGUAACCCGUCUCUGGGAGGAGUAGGGAAGGGCCAGCUGGUGAAGGAGGUAGAUGCUCUGGAUGGGCUGUGUGGUCGAGCAGGAGACUGGGCUGGGAUCCAUUUCUCCAUUCUGAAUCGUAGAAAAGGCCCCGCUGUGUGGGGCCCGAGGGCCCAGCUGGACCGGCAGCGCUACCGCGAAUUCAUUCAGUCUGAGCUGCUGUCCACUCCCAGGCUGACGGUGUUGGAGGGCUCAGUAGAGGAGCUGCUGGUAUCAGAACCAAACCCAGAGGAGCCUGGACACCACAUUGUCACUGGGAUACGUUUGGCGAAUGGAAGCCACCUGAUCUCAGCCAGCUCCGUGGUUCUUACUACUGGUACAUUCUUGUCUGGCUCCCUCUUCCUGGGCCAAAGCAUGUCCCCCGGGGGUCGGAUUGGAGACGCGCCAUCGAGUGCUGGGCUGUCCCAGACACUGAGGGAGAGGCUGGGGCUAAGGAUAGGCAGACUGAGGACUGGUACCCCUCCCAGGAUUGUGAAGGAUUCAGUAGACCUUUCCUUGGCUCAUGUUCACCCCCCUGACAGUCAUCCAACUCCAUUUAGCUUCCUUAAUACACACACACGCUGCAAGCCUGAAGAGCAGCUGCCUUGCUACCUGACCUAUACUACUCCUGGUGUAGAGAGAGUGGUGAGGGAGAGUCUUCAUCUCAACUGUCACAUACAGCAAGAAACCAAGGGUCCCAGAUACUGUCCCUCCAUUGAGUCGCGAGUGCUUCGUUUCCCAGGCAGACAGCACCAGGUGUGGCUGGAGCCUGAGGGGGUGACCUCUGACCUUUUAUACCCUCAGGGUCUCUCCAUGACCAUGCCCCCUGACGUGCAGCUCCGCCUCAUCAGAGAAAUCCCUGCCAUGCACAGAGCUGAGAUCCACACGCCUGGUUAUGGUGUGCAGUAUGACUUUGUGUGUCCCACUCAGCUGAGCCCUGCCCUGCAGGUGAAAAGCACUCAGGGUCUUUUUCUGGCCGGUCAGAUAAACGGAACAACAGGGUACGAGGAGGCUGCUGCACAGGGCCUGUGGGCGGGGGUGAACGCUGCCCGCUGGGCGCUCUCCAUGCCGCCAGUGGCAUUGUCUCGGACAGAGAGUUAUAUUGGCGUUCUAAUUGAUGAUCUGGUGAGCCGAGGCGUUACAGAGCCGUACCGCAUGUUCACCAGCCGGGCUGAGUUUCGAACCUCUCUAAGGCCGGACAACGCUGACCUCCGCCUCACUCUGAAAGGGUUUGAGGAGGUGGGAUGCGUGUCCACCUUGCGCUACCAGGAGGCUGUGAGAGUAAGGGACAGUCUGCAGGAUGCACUGGCAGCCCUUCAGGCUCUCUCUCUGUCCACCCACAACUGGAGAAAAAAGUUCCCUGACAUGCGUAUGAGCGAGGCUAAGAGCACUCUACUGACUGGUAUGGACGUGCUGCAGUACAACGACGUGUCCUUUGAAAUGCUGGCAUCUGCCUUCCCAGAGUGCCUUUUACCACACGUUGAGUUCUCACAAAGACUCAAGAUAGAGGCUGUGUACAGACCUCACUGUAACCUUCAGAAGAAAGAGAUUGAGAGAAUUCAGAAGGAGGAGAACAUGUCUCUUCCACAGGACAUAGACUAUUUAUCUCUGCCGGUGUCUCUGUCUCAGGAAGUCAGAGAGAUUUUGGACAGAGUUCGACCCAGCACUCUGGGUGCUGCUACACGUUUGCAAGGUAUCACUCCAGCUGCAAUUGUCCAUCUCCUUAACUACGUACGCCACACAGGACAAAAGGAGAGAAGAACGCACAGAAACCAACCAGACCGAAAGGAGAGAGAAGAGGAGCUAUGUGCAAGAAAUGCAGCUUUACCUCAGUGAAAUAAUAACUCGUAAAAUGUCUUGUAAAAAUGUAUGUAUUCCGGAAAAUGUACAAAAGAAUAAAUUAGUAUUUCUAUAUGUUUUACUUUAUAUUG